Molecule: messenger RNA, 952 nt
Organism: Polistes canadensis
Lineage: Eukaryota; Metazoa; Arthropoda; Insecta; Hymenoptera; Vespidae
Product: acylphosphatase-2
Exons: 3
Coding region: 444-758 (104 amino acids)
Molecular function (GO): acylphosphatase activity
Source: RefSeq, a predicted model, not a curated record
AAAAGGUGUUUAUUAGAGCUGGAAGGUUGCGAUACGCGCAAAGAAAAGAAAAAUAAGGAUCGAUAGAAAAUCGUAUUGGUGAAUCUCGGAUGUGUUGCAUCUUUGAUACACCGAUAGGAGGAGUGGACGACUACUAUUUAUCGAAUCGAUUCUCGAUGCAAUCCGCGAAGAGUGGGGAAUCUAUUUGAGUCGUUCUCAGCGUCGGUUAAAGUUUAAUGAGUCGCCCCUCGUGGUUGCAAAAGGUGAAGGAGUCUGUCGCGAAACGAAAUAAUACUUUUAACGAGAAAACAACUACGCGGAAGUACGACCGCGGCGGCAUCGAAUUAGAUCGAAACGAAACGAAACGAGACGAAAGAUUUGGAAUUAUCGCGAAGAUUAGGAUUCCCCUCUGACCUACCUUACUUCCUUUAUUUCAUUUUAACCGACGACGAUUACAAAACAGAAUGCCGUCGGACGAUCCGCUUCGCAACGAACCAUUGGUUUCCGUUGAAUUCGAAGUUUUUGGUAAAGUUCAAGGUGUAUAUUUUCCCAAAUACGUGAGAGAUCUAUGCCUGCAGCUUGGGAUUUGCGGUUGGGUUAAAAACAGUAAAACGGGAACGAUUCUUGGAAAAAUGGAAGGACCACGUGCAUUCGUCGAUCAGAUGGCACAGUGGCUAUCAACAGUGGGAAGUCCAGGAAGUGAAAUUGACCAUUGCGAAUUUACAAUGUGGGAGUAUGUUACGAGACGUAGUUAUAAAGGUUUUGCUAUACGCUUUUGAACUAAAAUAUACAAUACUAUUCAUUUAUUUUUGUAUGCCAUAAAAUUGUACUUCGCGAAAUGAUGAAUGUUUGUUGGAGAUUUAUAAUUUAUAAUGGGACUUUUAUGUAUGUAUGGAUGUAAAUAGGUAUGCAUAUGUUAGUUAUACCCACGACAUAAAAAAACAAAUAUGUAAAUAUGAAAUAUUCAUUAAGA